ACUUUAUCCCUAGCUCCUACUUUCGUUUUCACUUCAACAGUCACCUCCGAUAUGAAUUCGUUGAGAGUUUUACAAACUUUAACACAGUGCAAUAUUUCGAGGACAGUUUUUGUAUCCGAGAGGAUACUAUCUUUUAAGGUUUUAAAUUGUGAUAAAAAUAUUUGGAAAUGUUUUUCAACCCAAAAUCAAGAGAAUACAAGUAAAGCUAGCAGAGAAAAUUCGGAUGCAAAGAAAACGACCGGUACUGAAUUGGACGUCAAAAGAAAAAGUCCAUACGAAGGCUUAUCAGCAGGACAGAAAGUUGUGGAGGCAGGAAAAGACUUGACCUACAUUGGAGUCAUCCUAAUUGGAGGCGGUUUGAUUGGUUAUGUGUUCUACAAUUUGUACAAGGAGUUGUUUGCCACAGAUGGAGCGACAAGUGUGUACAAUGCAGCAGCAGACAUUUGCAAAAAAGAUGACAGGGUGAUAAAUGCCAUGGGGGAACCUAUCAAGGUGUACGGGGAAACAGACAGACGGGGACGAAGGAGGCAUGUCAGCCAUGAAGAGUUUAUGGUGAAUGGAAUUAAACAUAUGAGGAUGAAGUUUUACAUCCAAAGUCCACAUAAAGUGGGCACAGUAUAUGCUGAAAUCAAACAGGAAACAGAUAACGAUGUUGAAUAUGUCUACUUGAUUGUUGAACUCAAAGGAUUUCCCAGCAAAACCAUCGUCAUUGUGGACAAGCGGUGAUUCUGAAGGUCAUCAACACUCGUGGACAACGGAUGAAAUUGAGGGGGGGGGGGGGAGUACAUUUCAUGAGUACAUUCUGUAGCGAUCACACGUGGACAUUCAGACGAGGUGGCGAUAUUGUGAAAGCUUCGUGUGUGCUAUAUUCUUAAUUACCACGUGUAAAGCUGAAUGUUACAUUUUCAAAAAUUUAGAACGUAUCGUUCACCUGGUGUACCUAUCACAGGAAACACAGUGCCUGGUGUACGUAAUACAUACAUAAACUACGACUGUAAUGGAGCUGCCUACCAUUCAAAUUAUGUUUGGUAAUUAUUAAGAGGAGUAAAUUAGUUUUGUUUGCAGAA
Molecule: messenger RNA, 1067 nt
Organism: Ostrea edulis (European flat oyster)
Lineage: Eukaryota; Metazoa; Mollusca; Bivalvia; Ostreida; Ostreidae
Product: mitochondrial import inner membrane translocase subunit Tim21-like
Exons: 6
Coding region: 52-726 (224 amino acids)
Biological process (GO): protein import into mitochondrial matrix
Cellular component (GO): TIM23 mitochondrial import inner membrane translocase complex
Source: RefSeq, a predicted model, not a curated record